AGAAAGAGAAAAUAAAAAGGGCAAGCAAAACAAAAAAUUAUGGCGGUGAAGGUCCGAGUUCCAACUGAGUUUCAGACACAGCCCAUCUCUACUCUCUUAAUUGCUUAACAUGUCGUUUGCAAAAGCUUCCAAAUUCCUCUUUCUCCUCCUCCAGCAGCAGUGAUGGACUACUAGAUUCAUUUACUUGGUUAGCUUCUCACUUUUAGUUCAACUCUCAUCUACUCUCUCUGUGUACAUAAAUAUAUAUAUAUAUGAAAAUGCAUCUUUCUAGUUCUACUGUGGUAGAAGAAGAAGAACAAGCUUAAUUUGGGGAAAAUCAUAUUUUUGUAAUAAUUUCUCUCUUUGAAUUUGGUGUUUAAACAAUUCAAAAGUGGUCCCUUUUACUUAUUACUAGUACUCUUUUAUCAAAAAAGAGCUUUGGGAUCAUAUCAAAUUUUCUCUCUUUCUCUCAAAAAUCUUCUUUUUAUACAGUUCCUCAUCGUGGGGUAUCUUAGAUUUUCAUUUCCUUAAAGCUUUAUAAUCCUCAGUCACUUGGACAGAAAUUUCUGUGCUUCUUCUUUGUUUCUUGUUCUUGAAAUACAAUUAGGAGAUGUCUUCGUCUAGGCCAAAUCAGUCAUCUUCAAGCAAUUCAAGCAGAUCGAAACAUAGUGCUCGGGUCAUAGCUCAGACCACAAUUGAUGCUAAGCUUCAUGCUGAGUAUGAGGAAUCAGGAGGUACUUCUUUUGAUUACUCUAGAUCAGUUACUGUAACCUCUAAUCAAUCAACACCUGAUCAAAACCAACGAAAACCUAGGUCUGAUAAAGUUACUACUGCAUACCUCCAUCAUAUCCAGAAAGGAAAAUUCAUUCAACCCUUUGGUUGUUUAUUAGCUCUAGAUGAAAAAACAUUCAAAGUCAUUGCUUUCAGUGAAAAUGCACCUGAAAUGUUAACCAUGGUUAGUCAUGCUGUCCCAAGUGUCGGCGAUAGUCCUGUUCUCGGCAUUGGUACUGAUGUUAGAACCAUUUUCACUACACCAAGUGCUUCUGCACUUCACAAGGCUUUGGGGUUCGGGGAGGUUUCUUUAUUGAAUCCAAUUUUAGUUCACUGUAAGACUUCUGGAAAGCCCUUCUAUGCAAUUUUGCAUAGAGUCACCGGUAGCUUGAUUAUCGAUUUCGAACCAGUGAAGCCUUAUGAAGUUCCCAUGACUGCUGCUGGUGCACUCCAGUCGUACAAGCUCGCCGCUAAAGCAAUUGCAAGGUUGCAGUCUCUGCCCAGUGGGAGUAUGGAAAGGCUGUGUGAUACAGUGGUUCAGGAAGUGUUUGAGCUAACUGGUUAUGACAGAGUGAUGGCUUAUAAGUUUCAUGAGGAUGAUCAUGGUGAGGUCGUCUCCGAGGUUACGAAACCUGGUCUCGAACCUUACUUGGGUUUGCACUAUCCAGCCACAGACAUCCCUCAAGCUGCUCGAUUUCUGUUUGUGAAGAACAGAAUCCGUAUGAUAUGUGAUUGUCGGGCCAAGAUGAUUAAGGUCAUCCAGGAUGAUAAAUUACCAUUCGAUCUCACCUUGUGUGGUUCCACACUUCGAGCUCCACAUAGUUGCCACUUGCAAUACAUGGAAAACAUGGAUUCAAUUGCGUCUCUGGUUAUGGCGGUUGUAAUUAACGAUGGUGAUGAGGAAGAACAAUCUGAGUCUGCACAAUCACAGAAGCGGAAAAGGCUUUGGGGACUCGUCGUGUGUCAUAACACAACUCCAAGAUUUGUUCCUUUUCCUUUAAGGUAUGCCUGUGAGUUUCUAACGCAAGUAUUUGCCAUCCAUGUUAGCAAGGAGUUUGAAUUAGAAAAUCAGAUGGUCGAGAAGAACAUUUUACGUACACAGACACUCUUGUGUGAUAUGUUGAUGAGAGAUGCACCUUUGGGUAUUAUAUCACAGAAUCCUAACAUAAUGGACCUUGUAAAAUGUGAUGGUGCUGCACUAUUUUACAAAAAUAAAAUCUGGCGUCUUGGAAUGACACCAAGUGAUUUCCAGAUACAUGAUAUUGCCUCUUGGCUAUCCGAGUAUCAUGCCGACUCCACAGGUCUGAGUACAGAUAGUUUGUACGAUGCGGGAUAUCCUGGGGCUCUCUCACUUGGUGAUGCAGUUUGCGGGAUGGCUGCUGUCAGGCUAACCUCAAAAGAUAUGCUUUUCUGGUUUCGAUCUCACACAGCUGCAGAAGUUCGAUGGGGUGGCGCUAAGCACAAUCCAAACGAGAAGGAUGAUGGGAGAAAAAUGCACCCUAGAUCUUCAUUCAAGGCAUUCCUCGAAGUGGUCAAGACGAGAAGUUCACCUUGGAGGGACUUUGAGAUGGAUGCGAUCCACUCUUUGCAGCUUAUCCUCAGGAAUGCUUUCAAUGAGAUGGGUGCCAAGGAUGAAAGUCCCAGUGUGUUAAUCCAUUCAAAGCUCAGUGAUCUUAAGCUUGAAGGGAUGGAGGAAUUGCAGGCGGUGACAAACGAGCUGGUCCGUUUGAUUGAGACUGCCACGGUGCCAAUCUUGGCUGUUGAUGUUGAUGGACUCAUUAACGGGUGGAAUACAAAAAUUGCAGAUUUGACUGCUCUGCCUGUUGAUCAAGUAAUUGGGCAGCAUUUGCUCACACUUGUGGAAGAUUCUUCGGUUAAUGUGGUCAAGAAGAUGUUGCACUUGGCUCUGCAGGGUAAAGAAGAGCAAAAUGUUCAUUUUGAGAUGAAAACUCACGGUUCUCGGAAAGAUAGCGGGCCCGUCAGCUUAGUUGUGAACGCUUGCGCGAGCAAAGAUAUUCGGGAGAAUGUCGUUGGGGUUUGUUUCGUGGCACAAGAUAUGACCACUCAAAAGACGGCCAUGGACAAGUUUACUCGGAUUGAAGGAGAUUAUAAAACAAUUGUGCAGAAUCCAAGUGCACUAAUACCUCCUAUUUUUGGCACAGACGAAUUUGGCUGGUGCUCUGAGUGGAAUCCAGCAAUGACCAAGUUGACUGGGUGGAGACGGGAUGAAGUGAUUGAUAAGAUGCUACUAGGUGAGGUUUUUGGUAACCAUAUGGGAUGCUGUCGUCUCAAAAACCAAAAGGCUUUUGUGAACUUCGGGGUCAUACUCAAUAAUGCAAUGAUGGGUGAAGAAGCCGAGAGAGUCCAGUUUGGGUUUUUAGCGCGAAGUGGAAAGUAUGUGGAUUGCUUGCUGUCCGUUACCAAGAAAAUGGACGCAGAGGGUACUGUAACUGGACUCUUUUGCUUCCUGCAGCUUGCUAGUCAAGAAUUGCAACAGGCACUUCAUGUGCAACGUAUAUCCGAACAAACUGCAACUAAAAGAGUGAAGGAAUUGACAUAUAUAAAGAGACAGAUAAGAAAUCCUCUCUCUGGAAUUAUCUUUUCCAGGAAAAUGAUGGAGGGAACUGAAUUGGAUGAUGAACAGAAGCAACUCUUGAUUACCAGUAUGCAUUGUCAGCGCCAACUGAAUAAAGUUCUUGAAGACACUGAUCUUGAGAGCAUCAUGGACGGUUAUCUGGAUUUGGAAAUGGUCGACUUCACCCUGCAAGAAGUGUUGCUUACUGCCAUCAGUCAAGUUAUGAUUAAGAGCAGUGGAAAGGGUAUCCGCCUUACUCAUAGUACUUCUGAGGAGAUCAUGGCUGAAAGACUUUAUGGAGACAGUGUGAGGCUUCAACAGAUCCUGGCUGAUUUUCUAUUGAUUUCUGUGAACUGCACUCCAAAUGGUGGUCAGCUUGGGAUUGCUGUCAGUUUGACAAAAGAUAGACUGGGAGAAAGGGUUCAUCUUGCUCAUCUGGAGCUCAGAAUCACACAUUCUGGAGGUGGAGUGCCUGAAGAAUUGCUGAGUCAGAUGUUUGAAAACUACACUCCUGGUCAUGAGACAGAAACCCCACAACAACAACCACCUAUGAUUUCAGAUGAGGGGAUUAGCCUGUUGGUGAGCCGGAAGUUGUUGAAACUCAUGGAUGGUGAUGUGCGGUUUCUGAGAGAAGCAGGGAAGUCAUCUUUCAUUAUAUCACUUGAGCUUGCUGCUUCUGCUCCCAACCAACAAACCCAGGUCUCUUCUUCAAGUGCUUCUCGAUGCUAAUCAGCCAGUUUCAACUCUCACGCAUCUAUGUAGCAUCAAUGUGUUAGUUUCCAGGGGUACGUUCUACUUGUAUGUAGAUAGGAACUUAAUGGCUUUCAUCUGUUUCUAGUAGAGCUACUCGUCGUGCUUUUUAACCUAAUCAUCAAUAAGAAUAGUAACCAUAGAAAUAAAUUGUUUGCGUCUCGUAAUCUUUAUCUUAAUAACAAGCUGGUUUUUUCUUUUUCCAUCUUCAUAGCAGAUAGAUUCCAUGGAUAGUAACUGUUUUGGUGACUUUA
Messenger RNA from Papaver somniferum (opium poppy), 4329 nucleotides. RefSeq names its product phytochrome A1-like. The transcript is spliced from 4 exons. Gene Ontology annotation, cellular component: nucleus. Gene Ontology annotation, biological process: regulation of DNA-templated transcription; red, far-red light phototransduction; detection of visible light. Lineage: Eukaryota; Viridiplantae; Streptophyta; Magnoliopsida; Ranunculales; Papaveraceae. The record is from RefSeq and is a predicted model, not a curated record. Gene Ontology annotation, molecular function: protein homodimerization activity; photoreceptor activity; phosphorelay sensor kinase activity. The coding region runs from base 590 to 4054 and encodes 1154 amino acids.